Molecule: messenger RNA, 1616 nt
Organism: Coprinopsis cinerea okayama7#130
Lineage: Eukaryota; Fungi; Basidiomycota; Agaricomycetes; Agaricales; Psathyrellaceae
Exons: 7
Coding region: 27-1616 (529 amino acids)
Biological process (GO): prenylated protein catabolic process; prenylcysteine catabolic process
Molecular function (GO): prenylcysteine oxidase activity
Source: RefSeq, a predicted model, not a curated record
CUCUGACGAUCUCUCCUUUUACAACCAUGAAGAAGUGCUCAAUAGCACUGUUAUGUCUCAUCCCAAGCGCAUUUGGCUUACAGCUCCCCUUUGAAAUUCCCUUCUUCAAGGGCACGGAACCCUCCCAAAUCCCAUUCGUUCCAGACGAAACACCUGCUGCCACUCCCCGCGUUGCGAUCAUUGGCGCCGGUGCUGGUGGAACCUCAGCCGCCUUCUGGAUCGGAAAGGCUAAAGAACGGUUCGGCCUGGACGUCGAAAUUGAUGUCUACGACAAGGAGAAUUAUGUUGGAGGAAGGAGCACCGUGGUGUACCCCUACGACGACAGGAAGUUCAAAGAGUUGGAACUGGGGGCAUCCAUAUUUGUUCAAGCUAACAAGAACUUGUGGAGGGCUUCCGACGAGUUCAACUUGACGCGUCGUGACUUCCAAGAGGAGGAUUACGAGACCACUAUCUGGGACGGUGAAAGGUUCCUCUUCAGGUUCAACGGGGGCUGGUGGGACACACUCAAGGUCCUCUGGCGAUAUGGGUUCAAUUCUCCUCGAAAGACCGACUCGCUGGUCAAGGGAAUGGUCGACUCUUACGUGCAACUAUACAAUAAGGAUACCCCAAGAUGGGAUAACUUAUCCGGCCUUUCCACAGCUCUCGGGUUCGACAACCUCGUGUCGAGCACGAUUUCCGAGUACCUGUUGUCUCAAGGGGUAUCCAGUCAAUACAUCUACGAGGUUGUUGAGGCUGCAACCCUUGUGAACUAUGCUCAAGAUGCCGAUGCCAUUCAUGCUCUGGAGGGCGCUUGCUCCAUGGCUGCCAGCAGUGCAGCAGGGAUCGACGGUGGCAAUUACUUGCUUUUUGAGCAAUUCCUCAAUCGUUCAGGUGCAAAUGUGUACCUCAACACGCCUGUCACUAGCAUCAAACCCAAGUCAGGGUCCGCCGCCACACAAUGGACUGUCAAGAGCUCGAGAGGAACACAGUAUUACAAGGGCGUUAUCCUGGCAGCACCUUUCCAUCAAACAGGAAUCAAGGUCCCUGCUUCGAUCUCUGACCAGAUUCCCCAACAACCUUACGUUCAUCUCCAUGUCACGCUUCUCGCUACGACGUCCCCUGCACCUUCCCCUGCUUAUUUCGGGUUGGAAGCGAACGAAAAGGUCCCGCAAGUGAUCCUCACCUCGAGGUCAAACGCGAGGCAGGGUGGAAAGGAACCCGAGUUCAAUUCCCUGACAUAUCAUGGCGCUAUUCGGGAGGGAGAAUGGGCCGUCAAGAUCUUUUCAAAUGAACGGAUUACUGACGAAUGGCUCAAUGAAGUGUUUGAUGGCAACGUGGGUUGGGUACAUCGCAAGGAGUGGAAGGCAUAUCCGAAGCUACCUCCAACAGCCUCUUUCCCUCCGGUCAAAAUCGAUCGAGGCUUCUACUAUGUAAAUUCGUUUGAGCCUCCUCCUGACUCUGGCACAAGCUUCAUCUCCACGAUGGAGACGGAGACCAUCUCUUCCAGAAAUAUUGUUGAUCUUCUUCUGGACGAAGAGUUCCAUUCCGGGAUCUGUGGCCCCUUUUCAAGCGAUGCUUCUAAUACCACCGCCAGGAUUCCUGAAGAUGAAGAUUGGAUUGUGGGAUGGGACUGCUAA